UGUUGUAUCCGGUUCCGGUGAAUGACGGAAAAUUGACAAUAAUAAUUACCGAAGAUAGUAAGAAGAUAGAAUAGGAGAAAUAAAGAUAGAUAGAAAGAUAAAAUGAACCCAGCGGCUGUAGCAGCACCAGUAGAAGAUGUCCAGGGGGACGGACGAUGGAUGAGUCUGCAUCAUCUGUUUUUAAAUGAAGCUAAAGAAAGAGAACCUGAGGUUAUUUUUAUCGGUGAUUCGAUUGUAUCAAAUCUUGCUCAAACCCAGCUAUGGCAACAGAUGUUUGAACCGUUACAUUGUAUAAAUUUUGGUAUUGGAGGAGACCAAACACAACAUAUUUUAUGGAGAAUUCAAAAUGGAGAAUUGGAGGACAUGAGACCAAAGGUGGUAGUUUUAAUGGUGGGGACGAAUAAUCAUGGUCAUACAGCCGAACAGAUAGUUGGUGGAAUAACAGAAAUCGUAAAUCUUAUACAUACCAAACAACCACAGGCACAGCUUAUUGUCAUGGGUAUUCCACCUCGAGGAGAAAAACCAAAUCCACUACGAGAAAAAAUUCAGCAAAUAAACAAAAGUCUCGCUGAUCAAUUACAGGACAUGCCAAAUACCCUCUUCUUGAAUACUGAUUGGUCAGUAUUUGUGAACUCAAAUGGGGUUAUCAACCAUCAUGAUAUGUUCGACUUUCUGCAUUUAACACAGAUUGGAUACCAAAAAAUUUGUGAGCCCUUAUUAGAAGAAAUACAGAAUUAUUUACAAACAUUUAUUAAGGUGGAAAGUACAUCAAUUGAGACAGCCUCUAUGGCUGGAGAACUUGCUGGAGAUAAAUAAUUUCUCAGUAUAUCUGUCAAAUUCCAAUCAUGUUCGCUUUAUGUAACAUCAGUAAAAUAUCAAAAGACCGAAACAAUUUCAAAAGAGACAAAUUUAUUUUAAUCCAAAGAAUUUAUUGACAUUGGUCAAGUUGCAUGGAUAAUUAUCUGUUUGGCUUAUUUUCUUGUGAAAUGGCUUGAUAUAAAAUUCCUUUUGAAAAAUAAACCAAGAUGGCAUUGAUUUACGGAAAAACCCCAUGAUAUCUAGCAGAGAUAUGCAGUAUUAAAGUACAAAUAAAGAAAUUUUGAAAACAAGGACUUAUGCUAUGAAACAUUAAUUAAAGAGUAAUAUUGACUGAUAAAAAUAAUGGGGGCUGUUCGCUCACCACGUCAGUUAUAAGACUAACACUUCAGCAUUAAGUUCCGCUUUUUGAUAUUUUACUGACAAUGUCUUAUGAAUUAUCACGUUUCAGCAUGCUUCAAGUCCGCAUAAAAAAACAUUCCUUUAAGAAUUGACUCUUGAUUCUCCCUUUCUGUUGACUAUUUCAAUUUUGUAUAUUUUGCUUAGCAGAAAUUGUUUUGUCCAAAAAGGAGUUAUUCCCCCUGAAUAUGUCUUUGCGGAGCAUGACUUUGUUGGUUGUCUAUUUUCAGUCUGGUUGUAGAGAUAAUUCCCAUGCAGAAAGUUAAUCUAUCAUGAAUUCUGGAUUAGAGUUAAAAUUACCUAACCCUAAUCCCAGCCAAGUAUGUAACUUGGUGUGCGGGAAUUCCCCUAACUGACCCUCUUUCCCAUGAUUAGGAGAUUUAUAUUUAGAAUAAUAAAUAAUUAAUAUGGAUAAUACUUUGUUGGUAGGAAACAUCAAAUGUAUUUAUACCUAUCAAAGUAUCCAUAACAUAAGCUAUAAGUAUUAGAAUAUAUGAAAUGAAUUUAACUGUAUUUGCUUUAAUAUCGAUCAAUCAUUCCAAUGCUAUGAAAUAUAUAUUGUAUGUAAAUAUUAUUAUUAUUAUUUAAGGCUGCAAUGAUAUGGUCAAACACAUAUGAAAUGAAUUGAAAUAGGGUUUAAUGUCCUACUUUCCUGCACCAAACCAAUGUGGUAAAACACAGAUUGCAUGUAUUGGGGUGGGUGGCUUUUCUUCAGAUUGUAAAGGCCCGUAAUCGAUUCAAAGUAUCAAACUUCGGUAUUGUUUCAUUCACUACAUGUAGAUGUAUCAUGUGUUAGUCCCAAAAUCACCUGGUUUGUGUUAAAUUGGAUGACAAAGUUUAUAUUUCUUUUUACCAUGUCAAAUAAAACAAAUAUUCAUGUUUUGACCGAAAUGUAUGUAGAAACCUUUUAAAAAUUUGAUCCUCCCAAGAACAUGGAGCUUGUAAUAUGUGUUUGUACUCUAGUUACAGAUAUAUAUAUAUAUAGAAACGGUUUGAUUCUGUUUUACACCUUUCAAUAUCAUCCUAUUGUUGCAGCCUUAAUUAUUAUUAAGUUGUGGAGCUAAAUGUUUAAAUGAAUAUGUUGUAUUGUACGUACAUUUAAAUAUUGAAUAUUGCCAUGUAUUAUUAUUUUUUUUGUGGUUAUCAGGGAUAUCACUACAGUUUUAAUUAUUACUGGUUAUUGUUUAUGCAUUUAUAACCAAUUUUAAAUGCAUUUCUAUAUUAUAAAGUCAUUACAAUGCUGUAGAAUUAUGAAAAAAUUAUUUUAUUUUUUAUUUUGCAUAUCUCACCCAUCAUUUUGACAAAUAUUAUGUUUGUUUUGAGGCUGUGCAAAAAAUAAUGGUUGGGUAAUCAUUUAAAGCUGAUGUUUGUCAUUUGAGAUAUUUUGAACACCUAGUUAACAACAAUAUAGUGAAAGUUGAAUCUCCAAAUGGAAUAUCAGUCCAAAUAUCACUCAGUUUCGUUCAGUAUUUACACAAAUAUGAAUUUAAAAUUUUGCCGCAAUCGAUAUCAUCUACAUACGAUAUAAACAAGCAAGCACCACCUAUAAGUCUUGGGUAAAAUCUUUUGGUGAGUUUUCGUUUAAUCUAAAUGAAUCCAUCAGGGGAGAUUAUCUACUAUUGAUAUUUUUGGUUGGGUUUUCUUAAUUAAAUGCCAAAUAAUCAUUUUAGCAUGGAUAAAGCCAUGAAUAGUUAGAUAUUGUCUGCAAAUGGCGAUCAGCAGCAUAAAAGAUGAGAACACAAAUUAACCUAAGAAAAAAAAGUAAUUGAACAGGAACAAUCAUGUUUAUAAAUCAUUUUUGUGGCUAUAUUUUAAAUAUAUGCAUAGACUUUACUAAUCUUUUCUGUGUAACUGUUAUUGGUCUUAUCUGCCAAUCUUUAAAUUGUCCAACUGCAGAAUUUACAUGUCAUAAAAUAAAGUGUAUCAAAGAAUUUAACCUAAAAACACAACAAUUAUAGCCAACAGAUAUAAAGACUUAAAUAUUGAUUUAAAAAUGUUCAAAUGUUUGCUUGGUGCACAAAAAAUUUCCACCAAACACUCUGUUUGGUUAUGUUACAAUGAGUCUACUGAAACCACAUUUGUUUAUGCGAGGGCUGUAUCAGAACUAUCCCUGUAGCAAUGAUAGCCACACCCCCUCGACAACAUCAUGACUAUGCAUCUUUCUCCGACAAGCCAGGACUUCCGAGGUUUGCAAAAACUGCUCUGUCUGUAGGAAUGUUUUAACAUCACUACCAUCUUUUUCAUCCUGAAGAAAAGUUGUACAUAUAUUUAUAAGAAAACAUUAACUUUAAAUUUGACAUUUUACUGAAUAUUUACAUCCUAUAAGACAGGUGUGUGACUAUCAAAUGACAAUGUCAUAAUCUGAUUGAUUUGCUUGAUGUUUGUACGUCAUUCAGAUUGACAUCGGGGAUAGGUCAAUUGUGUCAAUAAAUGAAGUAUAUAUAACUAAGAAACAUUUGGAUCAGGGGCGGACUGGGCCUCGGUCAAGAAAACCAAUUGGUCUGAGUGCCAAGAGCUACCCAGUCCGUUACUGGUGGUCAUAUUAAAUUUGAAAUGUUUUAUGUGUAUAUUUUGAAUUUUUUUAUUUCAAAAAUCUAGUCAUAUAUAGGUGAGGUCCCAUAAAUGUCUUAUUUAUCUACUACACAUCAUAGGCAGAGCCUAUUGCCACAUAUUUAUUUUUCCAUAUCAUCACCGGCAUCGCACCAACUAAAUCAGAUAGGUGUUUAUAUUGAUCAUUUAGCCUACUAUUCCUAAACAUUGAUUAGGGCUUUUAGUGAGGUUUAAAAGCCAAAAGCAAGAUAUUAUUACUUAAACUACAGAUUCCACUAUCACACACAUGCAUUUCUAUUAAAAUCCAAUAUUUCCAUCAUUUUGUUUAAACAUAUAUUAUGCAAGAGCUAAAUCUGCCUAUUGCAGGUCUUUCUUUAGGCAUGAAAUGUUAUCUAAUUAUUAAUUAGACAUUAGUUAAUUUAUCCAGUCCAUAAUCAACUCUCGAUGUCAUCGCUAGCCUGCAAUAUUUACUGGAUUAGGAUCCGAUCUGCUGCCCUAUGCUCAUUCAUGAUUAAAUCAAGAAAUGGAUAAUCAAGGCUAUGUAUUUUAUUGUACCGACUUUAGUAAUGAUGAUCUAGGCUAGGCCCAAAAUUCAAUCGAUAAAUUCUCGGUUAAGAGUGGAUCAAUUUUCAGCAAAUUGCCUUUACAUUAUCUAGUUUUUAACUAUUAUAAUGAGAACUGUCAGCUCUUUAUCUAAUCUCCCAUAAUGUAUCUUUAAAUAAUUUAAGAUUGGCACAGUGCUGGCAUCAUUAUUUUGGAUCACUGUUCCUUUCUUUACUAGUAAGAUGGCUUACAGAAGAACCACUCAGCAAAAUGUAAACACAACAAACAAUACAGAGUUUUAAAAUUAAAUCUCCCAGUAGUUAAUAUUGUAUCUUAGUUGUGUCUUUUAUUUGGUACCAGUAGCAGCCUUUCUUGCUAAUAUUUUAUUAUUGUUUUGAUAUUCUUACAGAUAUUAAAAUUUAGGAGAUUUAUAGAAUUCAAGAAAAUGUGACUGGUAUGUAGAAAAAAAAAAUGCUUUGUUAGUGCUGUGUAACACUUCUGUCUCCACCAAAUGGAUUAUAGACAAAAAAUUUCUUUCUAUGUGGACGAAAUACUCUAUUUUCUUUUAAGAAAUAAUUGUACAAUGUAUUAUAUUUUUCUUGUCAGUAUUGUAUAAUCAGGUAUAAUGUUAUUAUUAUGUUUAUUAUGGCAAUCAUAUUAUAUUAUUUAUAGUUAUUAAUACAAUUUGGGAAAAUAAGCUUAUGUUAAAGAUGUUCCCGUGAGGUUAUUUAUCUCAUACAACCUAAAAUCUUAUAAUUAUUGUAAGUGUACAGAAGAAAACUAUACUCCUAGUUCAAAUUAUGAAGUAUGUAUCUACCGUGAAAUAUCCUCUUAAUGUCAUGGUUGUUGUUAAAACAUAAAAGCACUGAACUCUACCAUGCUUGUGUUAUUGCUAGGGAUGGCAGAUACUAAAAAGAUUCAGUGGUUGCAGGGUUUUUAUUUUGAAUUCUAGACAAUGAAUAAAAUAUUAAAAACUGCAAUUGUGGGAGUUAUUCAUUAAAUAUGAUAUGUAUCUGGAAAUUAGUUAAUUUAUUUACUGUUUACCCAGUAAUGUGUUCAUUUUGUUGAUAUAUAUGAUGUUAUAUGGUGCACAUAAUAUUGUAAAAGUCCAUAUCUAUAGAACAAGUAAAUGCUCAUCAAAUAA
Patella vulgata (common limpet) is the source of this 5452-nucleotide messenger RNA. Its product is annotated as platelet-activating factor acetylhydrolase IB subunit alpha1. The coding region runs from base 103 to 816 and encodes 237 amino acids. The transcript is spliced from 5 exons. The record is from RefSeq and is a predicted model, not a curated record. Lineage: Eukaryota; Metazoa; Mollusca; Gastropoda; Patellidae.